Molecule: messenger RNA, 2029 nt
Organism: Chelmon rostratus (copperband butterflyfish)
Lineage: Eukaryota; Metazoa; Chordata; Actinopteri; Chaetodontiformes; Chaetodontidae
Product: UDP-glucuronosyltransferase 2A2-like
Exons: 1
Coding region: 16-1488 (490 amino acids)
Molecular function (GO): UDP-glycosyltransferase activity
Source: RefSeq, a predicted model, not a curated record
AGCCACUGGGUCAACAUGAAAGUCCUCAUUGAGGAGCUUCACUCCAGAGGCCACGAAAUCACAGUGGUACGGCCAUCAGACAGUUGGUACAUCAAGCCAGAGUCCCCACACUACAAGUCCAUCACUAUAAAUUCCGCUACUGGAUUUGAUGAGAAAACCUUAAGCUCAUUUGUAACCAAAAUGCUGAACAUGCGGCGGGAAGGUGCUUCACUUUGGCGUCGGAUAUCUCUGGAAUAUGAACUAGUGGAACAGUUCUAUCAGUUGAAUAAGCAGGUGCUUCAGAUGGUGGAGGAGAUGUUUGAGAAUACUAAACUGAUGCAGAGUCUCCGUGAUACCAAAUAUGAUUUGGUUCUGACGGACCCUGCAAUUGGUGGAGGGGUGCUUCUGGGUCACCGUCUGGGUCUCCCAAUUGUCUUAAAUGUAAGGUGGACUAUUCAGGGUGAGGGGCAUCAUGCAAUUGCACCAUCCCCAUUCUCCUACGUCCCAAUAUCAGGAACAGAGCUGACUGACAAAAUGACGUUUCCCCAGCGGGUCAAGAACGUUCUUUACUAUUUCUUCACUCGUUUUCAUAUUUGGUAUGUCACAGACCCGAAUUAUAAACCAUUUGUUCAUCGUUACUUUGGAAAUGAUGUACAUUACAUGGAGCUGUUUCAGGCAGCAGACAUCUGGCUGAUGAGGAACGAUUUUACCUUUGAGUUCCCACGGCCGACAAUGCCAAACAUUGUCUACAUGUCAGGAUUUCAGUGCAAACCCUCCAAGCCCCUGUCUAAAGAGCUAGAGAAUUUUGUUCAGAGCUCUGGCGAACAUGGCGUCAUCAUUAUGACUUUGGGAACCUUGGUGGAAAAACUUCCUGAGGACAUUGCUGAAGAUAUUGCUGCUGCUUUUGCCCAAAUUCCUCAAAAGGUGAUCUGGAGGCACAAAGGCAAAAGACCAUCCACCCUUGGCAACAACACCUUACUCAUGGACUGGCUGCCUCAAAACGACCUCCUGGGACACCCCAAGACCAGAGUGUUUGUGGCCCAUGGAGGCACCAACGGAAUCCAGGAGGCCAUCUACCAUGGCGUCCCCCUGGUCGGUCUGCCCCUCAUGUUCGACCAGCAGGACAACUUUUUCAGGAUGAAAGCAAAAGGUGUGGCCAAAGUCCUGGACAUUGCAACUGUGAACAAAGACAUCUUCCUGGAGGCGUUGAAGGAGGUACUCCAUGAACCAACCUACAGGGAGAAGAUGACAAUGCUGUCCAACCUGCACAGAGAUCAGCCCAUGAAACCAUUGGACCGUGCCAUGUUCUGGAUCGAGUUUGUCAUGAGGCACAAAGGAGCGAAGCAUCUCAGGACGGAGUCUUACAAGAUGUCCAACAUCCAGUAUCACUCCAUUGAUGUGGUGGCAUUUCUGCUUGCAGUUAUUUUGCUGGCAUUUAUUGUUUUUAUUUCAACAGUUAAGUUUUUGUGGCGGAGAGUGAUCUCGAGAGGCAAAGCCAAAAAAGAAUAAUGACAGUGCUCCAAGAUUUGUUCCAUUUUCUGUAUCCUGAUUUCUUGUAUAGAAAACAGUAACAUUCAUGAGCUGUUAUGGUUUCCAUAUUGAGAGUCCUGAUCAGGAUAAAGACAGUCCUACAUUGGUAUAACAUUCCUGAGUGCCUGUAGCUGACUCAACACACAAACUUGUCUAAUGACAUCAAUGUUUCUGUUCUGUUCUCUGUUUGUUUGCUAGCAUGAUGUAUAUAUAACAAAUACAAUACAAUUUGGGGACAAGUUAGUUCUUUAGUCAAGAAAUCAGUUUUUAAUCCUUAUCCAGCAACAUUUGGAAGGAUUUGGUGCAGGUUUUAAACAUUUUUCUUAUUCUUGUAAAUUAUUGCAUUUCCUUGAAUAAAAUCAAAAAAGAUAAAUUUUGUAAAAAAAAAAAAAAAAAUUGUCACAUGUAUCUCGUGGUUGUCUAUCACUUGGGCUGGGUGAUGAUUCAAUAGUGCUUAUGACUUCAAGUGAUACAAUGUCAUGUUAUCAUUUCAGAAAUGAGUGUUGUCCAAAUGAUGAUU